This is a messenger RNA of Panicum virgatum (switchgrass), 1766 nucleotides long. RefSeq lists its product as uncharacterized. The record is from RefSeq and is a predicted model, not a curated record. The transcript is spliced from 9 exons. Bases 96 to 1565 code for a protein of 489 amino acids. NCBI's taxonomy places the organism in Eukaryota, Viridiplantae, Streptophyta, Magnoliopsida, Poales, Poaceae.
CAAGAAAGAAAAAAACCCUGCCGGAUCUAAUCUAGAUGAACGCCAUGCGAGCGGAGAAAAAGGGCGACAACUAGUCGACGGAAGAGGAGAAGAAGAUGAUGAUGAAGGCAUAUCAAGAUCAAACAACAGAAAAGGUUCAGAAGACAGCAUUUCAUCAAAUGGAAGAUGCAGAUUUCUUAAGUGAUGUGGGAAAUGGACAUGACAAUACUGAACAGACAGAAUUAACAGAGAUUACUAUGCACAUGGAUUCUGAACAGGCUGCUUUAAUAAGAGAUAUACAAGACAGUAUUCUAAGUUACUACCAUUUUGAAUCAAACAUUGUCAACCCCAAUUAUAGUCAUGAGGAUAAUUCAUCUGCACUAGUAGACAUAAACUGUGAUGAACAAGAUCAACCUGGCAAAGGACCAAUUCAAAAUGAGCAUUCAUUGAUAAGAGAUUUCGAAAUUAAUCCAGAUAGUUACUACAGAUUCAAUACGUCUACUCAAAAUGGUCUGCUCCAACAACAUGCAAUUGCAAAUUCCAAUUGCACUCUUCAGGACAGCUCAUCAACCGUCAACUACAAUAGCAAUGGACAGGAUCAAGAGAUGCAAGUUGUAAUGUCACAGGGAGGAACAAGUUAUGUAUUAUCACAGGGAGGAACAAGCUACACAAGCCUUACGAAGCAAUUCAUGACAGGAAGCUUGGUUGGAAAUUAUGCACAACAGAAUUAUGAAGAUUUUUUAUCAACAGAUACGACAUGCAGUUUCAUGGACUUGCUGAAUCAGCCAUUACAAACUGAGGUACUUCAACAAACUAACCGAAAAAGCAAGACGAAAGCUACCAACAUGGCACCAGGAGGUAGGCUGUCCAAGAGAGUGCGGGCAUAUCAAGGAGGACUGGGGAUCCGUCCUGGUGUCGUAACAAAAUCAGGGAAGAGGCCACUGAUUUCAGAGAAUAAUGUGCAAACUGAAGAGUUGCCUCAAGAUGUUGAUGAAGGAAGGCGGGAGUCCCCUCAAGAUGUUGUUGAAGGAAGGCAAGAGUCCCCUCAAGAUGUUUUUGAAGAAAGGCAAGGGAGCCCUUGCAGGGAUGCAUUGUCUAACCAUGAGGCUAAUGAUGAUGGAAUUGGAGUUGGUGGUGAAGAAAAUGAAGCUGGUGGUAAAUACCAGACUGGGCUUGACAACCAAUGCACUGAAGCUUCUGGUGAACGAGCCCCAAGGAGAAGCAGGCAACAAACCAAGGGACUACUGCUGGAAAGUAUGACAAAAUCUAUGGGAAGGAGAAUGCCCAUUGCAGUUGCUGAAGGCCAAAGAAGGCCACAUGAUCCUGUUCAAGCUGCCAAGUUCGCAUCAGAGGCUGGUGUCAUCAUUCGGGAUAAUAUUCCUGUCCUGACUCAUUGGAAGGAGUACAAGAAAAAUACGGCGCACUACGACAGCUUUAAGGGAAUGCUAUCUAAUCAAGUGGACAUUGAUGAUAAACAACCGCCAACAAUGGCAGCAGACACAGAUGUGCUGCGAUCGGGGGUACGUCAAACGCGUUAUCGGCUGAAAAAAAAAGUUCUUCAAUGGUGUACCUACAGAUCAGAUUAGGACUACUCCUAUUCCUAGCAUGUCUGAUGCACAGUGGAUGGAACUUGUUAAUAAGUGGACUGAUGGAAAGAACAUGGUAUGCUGUGGGAUGAUAUCAGUCUCUUCUCAUUGUAAACCAGUGCAUUGAAUUGCUCUGAAUUGGACUCAAAUAGCUCUGAAUUGCUCUGAAUCAGUCUCAAAUAGCUAUGGAAUCCUCUGAUU